GAUAGAAAUUAAUAUGAAAGAUAUUAAAGUUCAAUAAAAAGUUAUUCAAACUGAAAAAAUCAAGAAAACUUAAAAGUAUAAUGGAAAAGAAAACAAUCUCAUUAUUUAUAAUAUUUUUCGUCAUCGUGACAAAAAAAGAAUUUUCUUCUGCGCUACCAACAAACAUUUCUGAAGAAGCAGAACUAAGAUUUAUAAAAAAUGUUUACGAAGGCGAAGACAGUCGAACACUUUUUAUGGAAAAAGUGCAGAAAUUAGGACGAAAUAACACAGACGCGGAGUUGAAUAUGCUUUUGCCAUAUAAUAACCUAAUGUCUCUUGGGUCCCUCAAGUGUUCCGCUUGCAAAUUGACAUUAGAGUACGCUCUGUGGAAGUUCAAAAAACCUGACGGAACUUAUGAUGGGUUGCCAGAGUUUGUUGAAUCCGCCUGUAAAAGAUUGAAAAUAGAAACUACAGACGUCUGUGAUGGGAUUGUAACAACUUAUAAAUCUGUGGUUCUCACUUUAUUGCAUGAACUCCAGUUAACAGGCGAACAAGUUUGUGGACUUAUCCUUCCAUCAACUUGUUACUCCGCAGAUUUACCUUGGAAUAAGAUUAAAUGGAACGUUACAAUACCUGGUGUCAUCCCCAAGAAUGCCACAUCAUCAUACACCAGAAAUACUAGAGGCACAAAAAGCACAGCCCGAGUUUUACACCUUUCCGAUAUCCAUAUGGAUUUAAAUUACAAGCUGGGUGGAAAUGUCGACUGCUCUGAACCGUUAUGUUGCAGGGACACUAAGAAAAUGAAAUCUGACUCAAGGCAAGCAGGGUAUUGGGGCAGUUUAGGAUAUUGUGACACACCUUACUGGACUCUUGAAAAUUUUUUACAGCAAACUUCAAAAAAUACGUACGAUUAUAUUAUCUGGACUGGAGACUUACCAGCUCAUAAUGACUGGAGUCAGAGUCGUGACAAUCAGAUUUCUGUCCUAUAUAAUCUCACUUCUCUGUUAAUAAAAUAUUUUCCGAAAACCCCAAUCUACCCUUCUCUCGGAAACCAUGAAAGUUUCCCGGUCAACAGUUUUCCUCCCCGGUAUGUGGACGACAACAAUUCAAUAACAUGGCUUUACAAGGCACUUACAAAAGCAUGGUCGCCAUGGUUACCAGCCGAUGCCCUUAAAUCUGUGAGCCAAUCAGGCUGCUACACGACCCUAGUACGGCCAAAGUUCCGUAUUGUGUCAUUGAACAUGAACUAUUGCAACCAACAAAACUGGUGGAUGCUGAUUAACCCUGUUGACCCAAAUCAUGAACUCGAGUGGCUUGUGAGUACACUUCUGAAGGCAGAGCUCAACGAUGAGAGGGUUCACAUUCUUGGACAUAUUCCUCCAGGGAGCCCAGAUUGUCUUCCGAUAUGGAGCCAUAACUAUUACAACAUUAUCAACCGUUUCAAAGACACAAUCGUUGCUCAAUUCUUCGGCCACACUCAUUGGGAUCAGUUGGAAAUUUUCUAUGAUGAAAAGACCAAGUCCGUUCCUACUAAUAUGGCUUACGUUGCUCCGAGCAUAACAACAUAUCCUAAUAUGCAUCCUGGAUACAGGGAAUAUGUCACAGAUGGCUUUUAUGAGGGAAGCACUUGGAAGGUAUUAGACCACAGCACAUAUAUCCUAAAUCUAACAAAAGUCAACUCUCAGCCAGCAACACAAGAAGCAAAAUGGGAUAUGCUUUAUUCUGCCAGAAGUGCGUUUAACUUAACAGACUUAUCCGCAACUUCUUGGAACGAACUCGUAAACUCGUGGAUAACACAAGAUGGCGCCGAUUCAAGUUUUCAAAAAUAUUAUUACUAUUUUUAUAAGGGGAAUCCCCCGACCCCAGUUUGUGACAAAUCAUGCAAAAAGUCAAUGUUAUGUGAUAUAAAGUCAGCAAGGUCUGGGGAUAGUCAGGAUUUUUGCAAUAAUUUGUGAUUGUGUUUAUAGCGGCGGGUUUAUGUCCAGCGGAACCACCUACUCAUCCUUUUUCUUAACAUUUUUGCUCAAUUAGUUCUAAAACAAGAAUGCUUUAGCUCUUAUCUACUAUAUACAAAGUUCUCAUAAGGUCCCAUAUUCAAUUAGGUUAAAAACUUGAUUAAAUGAAGUAAAAACACUGAUCAAUUAAAAUAAUACGGAUCCUGUUAAGUUAUAUUGAGAAUAGACUUCACAACAAAAUUUUAAAAUUCUAACUGGACUUUGUGAACACCCUGUAUAUUUGAUAUCCUAUAUUUGAAAAUAUUUCUUUAGAAUAGAUUGGGCGUAGCAAAUUGUUCAGAUCAGGACAUCCCUGAUUGAGAGACAGAAAGUAUACAUGACUGUAUAUAAAAUUAAUUUUUUUGUUGAUAUUCAAUGGUGGUACAAUAUCUUGUUCAUAUGCAAAUUUACAUGUAAUUAACUUUUCUUUGUUUAAAAUUGCGCAUUAAUUUCAUAAAUUGAUGAUGGCAAAAAUUUUUAGGGCAUAUGACGUCAUAAAAUGAACUUUUAGUUAUUCAGAAUUUCUAAUACUUCUAGGCAAAUCCUGUCUAAUGUCUGACUGAGCCCUCUUCUGAAACAAGUUUGAUAUUCCUAUUCCCUAAAUGGAUUAGUGUCCAAACAAAAUGCUGUGGUUAAACAUAGGAUUAAGUCAUCUUGCUGGAUUCCCAAAUUGUGUCUCCGAAUUGAAUAAAGUAUUCAAAUCGAUACUGUCAUGAUAUAAUGGUAUUCCCAAACUUCUUGAUUUUUGGAAAUAUUUAUUAUAAUUUAUUUGGGAAUUUGUCAUUUCCAUAAAUUAAAAGCUCACACCAUCACCUAAAAAAUAUUGUUUGAACUCAAUCAAAUCUCGGCUUUCUUUUUUCAAAGAGCGAAUACUCCAAAUUCAAAAAUAUAUUAAAUUACUUGCAUACUCGUUUUUUUUCUGUCACCUUGUGGAAAAAAAAUUAUUUCAUUUCUGUUUUCCUUCUAUAACACGAAUAUAUAUAAAGUUGCUCCAUGGAUCCAACAAUUUCUUCAAUGUUGAUAUUUGGUGCAAACGUUCCUACUAUUGUUUAAGUUCAUUUAAUAAUUAAUAUAAAGUCAAACUGUUUUCCAUCAAGGAGCAUAGCCAUAUACUGGCUUGCUUGUUCCUUCCCAUAUACGGAUAUUGACAGAUUUUUAUUCAUAUUCCUAAUGUCACAAUAAUUUUUUUCUUCAAUUUUAGGAAUAAAAACCUAUGAAUAGUUCCGAUUAACUUUAAAAAUCUGACAUAGGAAUGUUACCUUAAAAUUCUUAACUGAAUUUUCUAUCAGUUUAUGUACCAGGCGAAAACAAAAUUGUUCAAAAUUUUUUUUCUAGAACUUCAGCUAUGUGGAAUUCUUGUAGAUGUUUUUAUAUCGUAUUGACAUGAGUUCUUGUUAAUUUUGGUUUACUGAAGCAUGAUAUACUGCCUUAAUUCUAUAUAGUAGAUGUUGGCACUUCAGGGACUGCUCGUAACUUUGCUGAGAGAUAAAAGUCUCCUUUGUUUGUGAAUGAGUGCCCAUAUCUUUACUUUGAACAAAUUUUCCUCGAGCUCGAGCUCUGUAUUUUCGCAUUUGUGUUAAUGCUAUGUUUGCUCAGAGAUUCUGUUAAGUUAUAACAGUUUCAGAUUUAAGAAUCAUAAAUGUUCGUUUACUUUACUCAAUCCCUUGUCUAUUGGUGAUUUAUUCAUAUGCCAGACUAAUGUUUUUGUCUUCCAACUUUUUCAAAUCCUUAUGACAUCAUACUCUGAUUGAAGGGUCAAAUAUUUUUCAAAUGAUUUGUAAGAUAUGUCGUCCAUAGUUUGUCCGUCCUGUUUAUCACAUUUUUGUUCAGAAUAUAAAAGUUUCUGGACAAGCAGCCGAUGGUAUACCAUUAGAGGAAGAAUAAUCUUUAUUAGUAUGUUGCCCAUGCAAUCUGAAACAAAUAACUGGUUAACUAUACCAAUUUUGUAUGAACUGCUAGCCAGACAUAGGUUUGCUAUCUGAUUGAACCAUCUAAUCUAAAAUCCCAUGCUAGCUACAGUCUUCAAAUCUCCAGCCGUCACUGAUUUGUAUGUCAUAGGCAGUCGCAUCAGCAGUUUUUCAAAAGUGAAUGGCAAAUAAUUAAAAAAGGAACACAAAAUAAAGGGUACUCCUGAAGUAUGCGAACCAAGAUGUCACAUAACCUGAACCCUAACCUGGUACACAACCUGAGUUCAGGUUGUGCGCCAUCUUGGUGCGCAUACUUCGGGAGGUCCAAAUAAAGUCUUUUAAGAUUUAUUUUCAAAUUCAUUUGGCAAGUGCUAUUUUGAAAACAUACUAAAUGAAGGCUGUCAAAUUUUCCAACCUCUCUCCAAUUCACCCCAUAUUAGCAUUGCUUGUAGGGGCUCUUCCCAAAAAUACUGUCCCCACAGUCCAAUACACGUACAUGUUAUUUUCCGGUUGUCCCACUGUAGUAUAUCUUGUCUUGGAAAAUGCGUAUAUUAGUUUGUAUUAUAUUUCUUUUUGUGUUUAAACUUUGUGAAUAAUUGAAAAAUAUGAGUUUAUUGUAAUUCAAGUUAAUUCAAUA
Styela clava is the source of this 4517-nucleotide messenger RNA. Its product is annotated as sphingomyelin phosphodiesterase-like. Lineage: Eukaryota; Metazoa; Chordata; Ascidiacea; Stolidobranchia; Styelidae. Gene Ontology annotation, molecular function: sphingomyelin phosphodiesterase activity. The record is from RefSeq and is a predicted model, not a curated record. Gene Ontology annotation, biological process: sphingomyelin catabolic process.